AUGACGGUGGUGGUGGCGAGGAGUGGUGGAUUGAGGAGUAGGGUGGUGGAUGGAGGUGGUGGUUUGGCAAAAAUCGCCAAGGAAGAGGAGUUGUGCACGGUGGCAUGUAAACUAAAAGUUUUGAAACUCGCUGGAUCUGAAUCCUUAAUCAAAACACCUAGCUUCUCUGAAUUCAGGAGUUUGGAGAGACUGGUUCUGAAAGAUUUCCAGAGGUUGGACGAAAUUGAUCGCUCAAUUGGUAAACUGGAGCGGUUGAUUUGCUUGAAAAUCAAAUGGUGUCCGAGUCUUAGAGAGUUGCCCGAGGAAAUCGGUCAUCUAACCGCACUGAGAGAGCUCAUCUUGAUCCAGGUUUACAGUGUUUGUCAUUUGCCAGACUCGAUCGGCAAUCUAAGACUGCUGUCAAGGCUAGAAAUGGACAAUACAGGAUUAGUUGAACUUCCUGACACGAUCCAAAGGCUGGACGAUCUGGAGCACUUAAGUUUGACGAAUUGUACGAAUCUAGAUACGCUGUCGGACGAUGUUUGGCGGUUAAAGUCGUUGAAAGAGUUGGAUCUCUCGGGGUCAUCUAUGAGGAAACCACGCUUUUGGAUAGCAGACGUGCUAAAACAUUUCCUAGGGGCUAACAGUUUCAGCAUACGAACACAACCGCCGAGGGAUUUGCCUCUCCUGGACGAUGUCGAGGACUGCUGGUGCCCUGGAAGAACACUGGAGCAAGAUGGCCUGGUCCUGAGCGAAGAUCAGGAAGUAUACCCAUCUCCUGAGAAGUCGGAGGACAAUUUAAGAGCCAGGAUUUUAUGUGCCUCAAAGGCACUGACGUGUUAA
Molecule: messenger RNA, 822 nt
Organism: Rhodamnia argentea
Lineage: Eukaryota; Viridiplantae; Streptophyta; Magnoliopsida; Myrtales; Myrtaceae
Product: disease resistance protein RUN1-like
Exons: 2
Coding region: 1-822 (273 amino acids)
Source: RefSeq, a predicted model, not a curated record